Messenger RNA from Maylandia zebra (zebra mbuna), 2734 nucleotides. RefSeq names its product GDP-D-glucose phosphorylase 1 (gene gdpgp1). NCBI's taxonomy places the organism in Eukaryota, Metazoa, Chordata, Actinopteri, Cichliformes, Cichlidae. Gene Ontology annotation, molecular function: GDP-D-glucose phosphorylase activity. The record is from RefSeq and is a predicted model, not a curated record. Gene Ontology annotation, biological process: glucose metabolic process. Gene Ontology annotation, cellular component: cytoplasm.
AUCUAACAUUGUUGGACUCAAACACACAGCAAAUAAACUCUAGUAUGAUGUGAAAAUGUAAUCAAACUGUUUAAUAGAGGGAAAGAAUUAUUUUUUGGACACCUGAACCUAAAAUUAUCUGGCAUAAUGUUGGGUCAUCAUAACCAGCUGGUUGUUUAGCUGGCUCGUUGUUAGCUGUCCAGAGAUGGGACAGUCGUACGUAUGAUCUGGUGACAAUAAGAAAUUGGGACAAUAUUAGGACUAAACAAGCAUGUUUUCAUGUAUUAGAGGGAUGACUUCAGUUUCGGAGAUGAAGCUGGAGAUGAGAAGGAACUGGUUGAGGUGGAAAUGUGGAAGGAGGCAUAGGAGUGGUGGAGGAGGAGGCAGAUGAAUGGGUUAACCUUAUAUGUGGCUGGUCUCUAACCACAUACAUAAAAUUUGAUUAGGCAGAAUUGUGAUGUCCAUCUUGACCAAGAGGGCGGGCCAUAUACAAAUAGCAUAAACAAAAAAAUAACAUCAAAUGUGUUUUUAAAAAAAAGUCAAAUUGAGUCAACCCCUUAAAGGAGUGCCAAAGGCUUUAGCAAAUAAAUAUGUUUUAUAAACAGUUGUAAACUCGGGGCAGAUCAUUCCACAGUGAUCUGCCAGUCCAAAGACAUGCAGUUAAUGGGGUAAGGUUAGUUGAUAAUUCUAGAUUGCCCUCUGAUCUGAAUGUGAGUGUGGAUGGUUGUCUGUCUCUAUGUGUUAGUACCGUGGCUCUCGCCCUAUGGUAGCUGGGAUACAAUUGGUAACAGAGAAUGGAGAAUAUAAAAAAAUGCACCGUUGAUAGCUGAAGAAAUCUAUUUUUGUUGUUCUUUAUAAAAACAAAAAAUUGAAUAGCCUAUAUUCACUGUUCCUUUAAAUGAACAAGAGACACCUUGAGAAAAGGGCUUGUUUUACGUUAAACUUGCAUGCAUUUUUUAGUAUGUUUUCCAUUUGGGCAUAAAAUCCACAGAUUUCUUUUCAGUAAUGCAAAAAUCACUUUGUCAGUAGUCUAAAAAUACAUUACAGUGGUACUAGCAUAAAAAUACAAAUGUUAAUACUAUUAUUUUAAUGCUAUAUUAAUAUACUAAACUAACUAAACUAAUUUGAAAUGAGCGCUUUAGGUCUAUGAUUAGCUUCACAGAAUCUUUUAUUCUGAAACAAGGAGCCGGAAAUGCACUAAUACACACCAGCGAAGAAGAGCACGAAGCUAGCUUGCCAAGCUAACCGGUUGUAGACAUCUGAUUGAAGAUGUAAACAUGUAUAAACCUUUCGAUUGAAUGGGAAAAAUAUUUAACCGUGUUGUUAACAGGCGUUUUAGCUGCUGUCGGUUUGUGAUUUGACACGGUGUCAAAUGUGAAGAGAUUCCAACAUGUCCAUCCAGUUUGUGUAUAGCCAUCAGCACUUCGUCACUGAUGUGUAUCGGAUCAGUGGAAACAAUUCCGCUAAAAACUCUGCAUCAACAAAGUUUGACACCGCCAUCCAAGGCGGCUGGGCAGACAGGAUGGCACGGGGCAUAUUUCGCUACCAUCUGGGGGAUUUAAAAACGCGGGUCCUGCUGGGUUCUCAUGGCUACGUGGCUCAGCUGAAUAUCCAAAGAGGAAUAGAGAGAAGAAAGCCACAGGAGAUCAUGAGCAUUAAGCAGGAGUUCAAUGCCAAGCAGUUUAACUUUAACAAAAUUAAACACGAUGAAAUCAUAUUUGAGAUGAUAAAGGACAAAAAAGGAGGUUCACCUUUGACUAACAAUGCAGAGUGUCCUCAACCCCAGAAGAUGGUUGUGUUGGUCAAUGUUAGCCCUCUAGAGUUUGGACAUUGUCUCUUUGUCCCAGAUCCUGCUCACUGUCGCCCACAGAUCCUGACAAAGUUUGCAAUCCAUGUCGGCAUUGAAGCUGUGCUUCUGAGCUCUGAUCCCGGUUUCCGUGUGGGGUUCAACAGUCUGGGAGCAUUUGCAUCUGUCAAUCAUUUACACCUCCAUGGAUAUUACCUAGACCAUCCCCUCAAGAUAGAGUCUAAGCCAGUUAAACCUUUAUGUCCUGAAAAGGGAUUUUAUCGAAUUUUGGAUUUCCCGGCAGGCUUUUUGUUUUAUGCAGAAUCAGAGGAGGUGGAGAAAGUGGCCCAAACUAUCUGUGAAGUCACAGAUUUUCUUGUGAAUGAUAAUAUUGCUCAUAACCUCUUUUUGACUAGAGGAAGCCCGCCGUGUGUUCAAACGCAAGGUGAAAAGGAUUUCUGUUCAAGAAAAGGUGUUCGCGUUGCUGUGUGGCCCAGAAUAUCCUGCUUCGGUGCCAAAGAGGAGUCUGCCUUUAAUGUUGCUCUAUGUGAACUGGCUGGACAUUUACCCUUUAAGAGCAAAAAGGACUUUGAGCGCAUGACAGAGAAAGAUGUCGUUGAUGUAAUCCAGAGCUAUCUUUUGCCUGAAGAUGAGUUUCAUCAGCUGGAACAGCAGCUUACUGAACAUUUAUUGUGUUCAUAAUGUGCGGUCAUUUUCAUCAACUUACAGCUGGGCUGGAAGGGUCUUAGACUUUUGAUGGCAUAAAUGGAUGAAUCUGGCCUCUGGAUUUUGAAUUAAAUUGUAAAAACUGCAAUACUGUACUGAAUGUGUGUCAGAAUCUUCCCUGUACAAUGAAAGAGAUUACACAUGUUGAGAUUUAUGAUAUUUACAAGAUAAAAUGUGCUUUAAUUGGUUAAUGAAUGUGUUUUAGCAAAACUGAUAUCAAAUAAAAUGUGACUAAAGAAUGGA